This is a messenger RNA of Knipowitschia caucasica, 843 nucleotides long. Lineage: Eukaryota; Metazoa; Chordata; Actinopteri; Gobiiformes; Gobiidae. The record is from the annotation of a GenBank genome assembly.
AUGUAUCUGGUGGUAGUGGAUUCCCAUUCCAAAUGGCCCGAAGUGCAAAUCAUGGAUUGCACCUCUGCAAAUAAGACCAUCAAUGUACUGAGAGGCUUAUUCAGUCGUCACGGGGUCCCUCACAUCCUAGUGAGUGAUAAUGGGCCUCAGUUCAGCUCAGAGGAAUUUUCCACAUUCUUGAAGGCAAAUGGAGUCAAGCACAUUCGCUCCGCACCAUACCACCCGGCUACAAAUGGCCUGGCCGAGCGAUUUGUGCAAACGUUCAAACAUGCCCUCAGAUCCUCCAGAGGCACCGCACCAAUUCAACAGCGUCUGGACAUAUUUUUGUUGACGUACCGUAAUACCCCUCAUGCUACAACAAAAGAACCACCCGCUAUGCUGUUCACAAAGCGCACACUGCGCACACGACUGGACAUUCUUAAACCCAGUGUGACUGGCGUUGUUCAUCAAUCUCAGGUCGCCCAGCAGCAGCGUCGUCAACAGCGCUCCAAGGCCAGACACUUUGCAGUGGGUGAGUCUGUCCUUGUACGGGACUACCGGAGAGGGGAGGAGAAGUGGGCACAAGGGUUGGUAAUGACACAAACAGGACCAGUGUCUUAUGAGGUCAUGGUAGGAGCUGACAAAGUGUGGAAACGACACGUGGAUCAAAUAUUGCCAUGCACAGAGCAGGCGCACGCAGACGUGGCCGACUCUGCUGUGUCAGACUGUGUUGAAGGUGUUCAAAGAUUGUUCAGCAACUCACUCAAGAUGAGGGAAAAGAGCAACAAGGGGAAAAUGCCCCCUCGGAAAUGCAACAUGUGUAGAGUAAUACAGGACGGAGUGUCUUCCAGUGUCUCGAGCUAG